UUUUUAAUAGUAGUUAAUUAAGCUUGGAGGCUUAAAUACAUAAAAGAUGAUAAAACGAUUAUUUCUUAAGAAAGAUGUUGCUUUAAAACCAUUUCAUACACUUUUUCUUGAUCAGAAUGUUUUAAAAAGUAGUAUGAGAUAUCUUUUAUAUAAACCAAGAUUUCGUUUUUUUCAUAAUAACAUUAUACAAAAUCAUACAUCUUUUAACCAUAUAAAUACGCCUGAGAAUAAUCCUGAUAUCCCAUUUGAAUUUACUCCAGAGAAUUUGAAGCGUUCUAAAGAAAUAAUUAGUAGAUAUCCUAGCGAAUGGAAAAAAGCUGCUGUUAUGCCUCUUCUUGAUCUGGGACAACGUCAAUUGGGUUAUACUAGUAUUAGUGUUAUGGAUUAUGUUGCAAAGCUUUUAAAUAUCCCAAAAAUGCGUGUUUACGAAGUAGCAACCUUUUAUACAAUGUAUAAUCGUCAGCCUGUAGGAACUUUGGUACAGGUUUGCACAACAACACCAUGUCAGCUUUGCGGAUCAGAUCAAAUUCUAAAAGCUGUACAAGAUUAUUUAGGAGUUUCUCCUGGAGGUACUACAUCUGAUGGCAAGUUUACACUUAUGGAAAUGGAAUGUGCAGGUGCAUGUGUUAAUGCUCCUCUUUUUGCUGUUGGUGAUAAUUAUUAUGAAGAUCUUGACCCCAAUACUUGUAUUGAGGUUUUAAAAAUGAUAAGAGAAGGUAAAUCCCCAAAACAUGGCCCACAAUCUGGUCGUAAAAGCUGUGAACCUAAGUCGGGACUUACAUCUCUUACUGAUGAACCUUGGACUUCUUCUGCUGUCCUUAGGAAAGAUGGUGCUUUAUAAUGAAAUGUUUGGCUGUGCUUUAAUAUUUUCUUAUUUUUUAUAACAA
This is a messenger RNA of Pneumocystis carinii B80, 887 nucleotides long. RefSeq lists its product as hypothetical. The coding region runs from base 47 to 841 and encodes 264 amino acids. NCBI's taxonomy places the organism in Eukaryota, Fungi, Ascomycota, Pneumocystomycetes, Pneumocystales, Pneumocystaceae. The transcript has 8 exons. Gene Ontology annotation, molecular function: NADH dehydrogenase activity. The record is from RefSeq and is a predicted model, not a curated record.